ACACUGUAAGACCAUAUAUAUACCGCCUCUCGCUCCUAACUAACCCUUUUGCUGCCGCCUCAUCUGAGAGAGAGAGAGAGAGAGCUGCAAGCACAGAAAGAUGGUUCAGAGGCUCACGUAUCGGAAACGGCACAGUUAUGCCACCAAAUCCAACCAGAACAGGGUCGUCAAAACCCCUGGAGGGAAGUUGGUAUAUCAGAGCACUAAGAAGAGAGCCAGUGGACCCAAGUGUCCUGUUACUGGAAAGAGAAUCCAAGGGAUUCCUCACUUGAGACCUGCUGAAUACAAGAGAUCUAGAUUGUCCAGGAACCGCAGAACUGUUAACCGUGCCUACGGUGGUGUUUUGUCUGGAAGUGCUGUUAGGGAGAGGAUCAUCCGUGCAUUCUUGAUUGAAGAGCAAAAGAUUGUGAAGAAGGUUCUGAAGAUCCAGAAGGCAAAGGAGAAGCAAGUCAAGAGCUGAUAACUUUUUCAGGGUAUAGAUAAUGCUUAGAAGAAGUUUCAAAUGCGAUAACGACAAUGAUGAAGAGACGUGGAAAAGUUUUUGUUUAGGUGCCCCAAAAUUCUGAAAGGGUGGCAUGUACUUUAAGUUUAUUCAAGACUUGUUGGGAGACUCUUAAGUUUGUCGACAAAUCGAUCUCUUGAUGUUUUGUUUUCUGUAAUCCUCAUCUUUUUGACAAUGCAUUCUUCUGGUAUCUUGCAGUUCCAUUUUGUUUUA
Rhododendron vialii is the source of this 715-nucleotide messenger RNA. RefSeq names its product large ribosomal subunit protein eL34-like. Bases 101 to 460 code for a protein of 119 amino acids. NCBI's taxonomy places the organism in Eukaryota, Viridiplantae, Streptophyta, Magnoliopsida, Ericales, Ericaceae. Gene Ontology annotation, biological process: ribosome biogenesis; translation. The record is from RefSeq and is a predicted model, not a curated record. Gene Ontology annotation, molecular function: structural constituent of ribosome. The transcript is spliced from 4 exons. Gene Ontology annotation, cellular component: ribosome; cytosolic large ribosomal subunit.